UGGCUGAGCAGGACGAUCAGAGGGGAGCGGUGCAGCAGCAGCAGAGGCGGCGGCAGCGGCGGCGGCAGCAGCAUCAGUGGGCUGGAGGCUGGUAGGAUGUGCUGCCGAUUAGGCUGAUUAGAGCCGGAGCAACGAUGCAGUGACUAGGAAAACACGGGCACACACACACACACACACACACACAGGGAGAAGGAGGGAGAGUAACACAGGGUUGCGCACGAGAAAUGAUCCGCUCCUAGACUAUGGCACCGUCGGGCUCGCGUAUCAAGAAGGGCUGUCAGAGAGUUUUGUACUGGAUCCCGGUCCUCUUCAUUGCCCUCAUAGUGGCUUGGUCGUACUACGCCUACGUUUUGCAGCUUUGCAUAGAGUCCAUCGAAGACACAGGAGAAAAGGUUGUGUACUUGCUGGUGUACCAUGUCAUUUUCAUCAUGUUUGUGUGGGCGUACUGGCAAACCAUCUUCACCAAGCCCAUGCACCCCCUGAAGGAGUUUCACCUGUCCUACUCUGACAAAGAGCUGCUGGAGCGUGAAGAUCGGGGAGAGUCUCAGCAGGAGAUCCUGAGGAGGAUAGCCAAGGAUCUGCCCAUCUACACCCGCACCAAUUCUGGAGCAAUCCGUUUCUGUGACCGCUGCCAGCUGCUGAAGCCUGAUCGAUGUCACCAUUGUUCAGUCUGUGAUAAAUGCAUCCUGAAGAUGGAUCACCACUGCCCGUGGGUGAACAACUGUGUGGGAUUCUCAAACUACAAGUUUUUCAUGCUGUUCUUGGCAUAUUCGCUACUCUACUGCCUUUUUAUAACUGCUACAGAUCUUCAGUACUUCAUUAAGUUUUGGACUAACGGACUCCCGGACACUCAGGCGAAGUUCCACAUCCUGUUCCUCUUCUUCUCAGCCUCCAUGUUUUCAGUAAGCCUGGCUUCGCUCUUCACCUAUCACUGCUGGCUUGUCUGCAAGAACAGAUCCACUCUGGAGGCUGUGCGCUCUCCGGUGUUUCGCCACGGCACAGACAAGAACGGUUUCAGUCUGGGCUUCAGCAAGAACUUCCGCCAGGUCUUUGGCGACGAAGUGAAAUACUGGCCUAUUCCCGUUUUCUCCAGUUUAGGGGACGGUUGCUCGUUCCCAACCUGUCUGGUGAAUCUGGACCCCGAGCAGCCCUCUUUGCCCACUGACUCCAGUUCUGUCAACAAGGGUGCAGCAGAGGGUCGACAGUUCCCCUCCAAGCCUCUGAGGGAGUCUCAGAGUCGGCUGCUCACCAGCACCCCCUCCUGGACAGAGAGUGACAGUGCAGCAGACAAAGACAAGGGUGCCAGCAACCAAGGGAUGACCAUAGAAAAUGAGGCAUGACCCAGGUCAGAGUUAGGACACCUGAAACCCCAGAAAAGUCAAUGCUGCACCAACCCCA
Scatophagus argus is the source of this 1398-nucleotide messenger RNA. It is a transcript of the gene zdhhc2, whose product is annotated as zinc finger DHHC-type palmitoyltransferase 2. Gene Ontology annotation, molecular function: protein-cysteine S-palmitoyltransferase activity. The transcript is spliced from 13 exons. Gene Ontology annotation, biological process: peptidyl-L-cysteine S-palmitoylation; protein targeting to membrane. Lineage: Eukaryota; Metazoa; Chordata; Actinopteri; Scatophagidae. Bases 243 to 1340 code for a protein of 365 amino acids. The record is from RefSeq and is a predicted model, not a curated record. Gene Ontology annotation, cellular component: endoplasmic reticulum; Golgi apparatus.